AUGUUGGAGUGUGCGAGGACAAAAGGUCCCUGUUCAGUGAAGCCGGUGCCAGACCCGCCAACGUGCCCGCCUCCCCCUCCGCCCCCUUUCCCCUGGAUCUACGUCUGGGUUGUGGGCUCUUUUCUUAGUAUUAUGGGUAUUUUAUACAAGAUGUAUUUGUGGAGACAAGAAAAAGAGAAACUUGGCGAAAGUGUACCAAUAUGGCGCCCCCGUCGCAAAAUGAAGCGGCCCUUUCAUAGCACGGAUCUGCCCGCUUGCGUGCAGUACCUGAUAGUGGGCGCAGGCGCAGCGGGCUGGGCAGCGUAUAACGCGAUCAUGGAGCAUGACAAAACUGCCAAGGUUUUCAUAAUUUCGAAAGAGGACUGCCUGCCGUACGACCGUCCGCCGAUGUCGAAGCACAUGUGGUGGAACGCGGAUCCGCCUGAUAUCUUUCAUCUCAAUUACGUCGAAUUGGGCAAGAGGCACACUAUGUACUUGGCUAAAUGCCUUGACUUCCUGGAUCCCGUGAAGUUUUACCGCAAGAAAAAGGGUCCGGCGGUCUCCAUAGCCACGGGCUGGUGCGUGCUUCGAGUGGAUGCGGAUGACCACGUCGCGUUUGUCAAGACGCUGUGCGGCGAACAGCCCAUUUACUACGAGAGGUGCUUGUUGGCCCCAGGAUCCAAGCCUCGAAACCUCUCCAUAUUCAAGUAUGCCCCAAAAGCAGUAAGAGAUAGAGUUUGCACGCUACGCACUGUAAGGGACCUCGAGAUCGCUUACAGAAAAGUGAAGAAGUCAAAACAUGUGACCAUUAUCGGGGCUGGACCGUUAGGCUGUGAACUGGCGUGGCAUUUAGGAAGGAUGAAUAAAGCGGUGGAACGUCAUGAAGACGAAGAGCCCAUACAAUUCGUUCAGAUAUACAAAGACCGCGGGAUUUUGGGUGGAAUUGUACCGGAAUAUCUUGGUGAAUGGGCCGCUGAGAAGAUACGGGCUGAGGGUGUCAAUUGCAUGCGUCAGACUCAAGUGUACGACGCCUUUGAAUCUGCAGAUGGUCGCUUGGAGUUAACUCUAUCUAAUGGCACCUCACUUAUUACUGACUAUGUAUUCGUGUGUGUGGGUGCUGAUCCCCGCACAGAGAUGGCGGGGCCAUCGUUCUUGGAAACGGACCCUGUCAAUGGAGGUUUCCUCGUCAACACCGAACUGGAAGCGAGGACGCAUCUCUAUGUUGCUGGUGAUGCCGCGAGUAUAUACUCCCAGUGGAAGGACACGCGAAUCCGCAUGGACCACUACGGCCCAGCUGCUGAACAAGGAUAUAUAGCUGGCAGCAAUAUGACCGGAUACUGGAUACCUUGCAAUAUGGAGCCCCACUUCAGACUGUCGCUAGAGGGCGCUUUAGUCAUGGAGGUGGUGGGUGAAGUCGGCGCAUGCAUGCCAACAGUGGGCGUGUUCAAGCCCUGCAGCGAUGAAGCGAAACCCCAAGUACACGCUGCACCCGCGGACGCGUCGGGCGGAGGCGACAGACCUUGCUAUAAGAAGUCAGACGAGUAUCAAAAUCGUUACAAGCGCGGAUUGCUGUAUUACAUGCGUGACGAGUUUAUUGUGGGAAUCGUCUUUUGGAACAUGCCACCUAUGGAGAACCGAAAGGAUGUAGCCACUGAGAUACUUCGCUCUCGACCGACGUAUAAAGAAAUAAAUAAGAUUUCGGAGUUACUCGGCCUACCCGAGACGGAAUGCGAAGAAAAAGCGGAAGAGGCACUUCGUGAGACUGGGCCCUGCAUACAAAAUCGGCGUGAAUUUUGA
Messenger RNA from Leptosia nina, 1776 nucleotides. Lineage: Eukaryota; Metazoa; Arthropoda; Insecta; Lepidoptera; Pieridae. The record is from the annotation of a GenBank genome assembly.